Biomphalaria glabrata is the source of this 1368-nucleotide messenger RNA. RefSeq names its product protein DPCD-like. Bases 667 to 1242 code for a protein of 191 amino acids. The transcript has 6 exons. The record is from RefSeq and is a predicted model, not a curated record. Lineage: Eukaryota; Metazoa; Mollusca; Gastropoda; Planorbidae.
AUGAAAAUUUUAAAGUAUAAUAUCAGAGUUGCCUACAAGUACGCAUCUUGCGUAUUUAGUAUGCAAUUGGACAUGAUAAUACGCAAGUAUGGUUUAUCAUCUGAAAAUUCGCCUUUCUCCAUCUAAAGCAAAAAACAAAAAAAAGGAGUUCUUGCACAUUAUCUGGUUUAAGUCUAAUUUCACUUGUAAUAAAAUUCCCAUUCUUUUGAAUGAAUUUUCUGUUGCCGCUAUUAUGGAAUGUGGAAUACACUAGAGGCAUUAUGAUCAUAAAAUCAUUUCCAAGUGACAAUAAAUGCAUCAUUCUAACAUAUUUUACAAAGACAAAAAGUGUAAAUAUUUUGACAAAUGUACAAAAUGUCUUACAUAACUUUAUGCUGUGGUAGCUUUAGCAUUGCUGCAUUUCGUGUAUAUUACGUGCUUGAAUGAGUAUAUUUCUUUAUAGUUAGGAAAAUACACAUUUGCCACUCAAAAUACACAUUUCCCUCUUGGCAUGUAUGCAUCUCUGAUAAUAUAGACACAGAUGUAAUAAAUCUAGAUUUAGUUUUCAAGACUUAAAAUCUGGUCUAGUGCUAAUAUAGAUCUAUUAGUUGCCUUCAGAAGGCUUAACUGAGAUCUGGUUACUUGUUAAGCUAAUAUUAAACUCUGCUAUUUUAUUGGUUUUCCUGGAUGAUUUUGGCAACCCAUUCCAUAAUGGCACUAGAUAAAAGAAAAGUGCACUUUACAUUCUCUGAUGGCGCAGAGCUGAUUGAAGAGUAUGAUGUAAAUACAGAUGAAUUAUUAUUGCGAAAGUGGAGAAAAAAAGGCACUUUAGGAAAUGUUGGCAAAUGGGAAAUUGAAGUUGGUGAGCAAUCUUCUUCAUUAAACUUUGAAAUAGAUGGUUUGGUAGAGAGUAAUGCUAAUCCUGUAUUCAUCCGUAAGGAUACAAAAUCACAUUUUCAAUGGAGAAUCAGAAAUCUUCCAUAUCCUUUGGAGAAUUAUAAAAUUGUGACAAAACCUCAAGAAGGACAAAUAGUAUUAUCCACAGUCAAUAAAAAGUAUUUCAAGAUGUUUGGGGUACCAGAUUUAACCAGAUAUGGGCUGCCUUUGCAACAAGAUGUCAUUGAAAUGGCUCAUGCAAAUAAUACUCUAAUUAUUUCUUAUAAAAAGCCAGCUGCUUAUGUGGAGUUUGAAAAACGAUUAUUACAAGAAAUAAAAAGACUGAAAGCCUCAAAAGAUGGGGAUGUUGACUGUGCUACAAGCUAGCUUUUUAAAAUGUGUAUGAUUUAAAUGACACCAUCUUUUUAUAACAAUAAUUUGCUCCAUUGUGCAACAAAUAUUUGUAUAAUUAUGCAUUACUUGUUCCAUUAAAAUAUUUAAUUUUAUUAUGAA